Messenger RNA from Colletotrichum abscissum, 954 nucleotides. Its product is annotated as RmlD substrate binding domain-containing protein. Gene Ontology annotation, biological process: S-adenosylmethionine biosynthetic process. Gene Ontology annotation, cellular component: methionine adenosyltransferase complex. The record is from RefSeq and is a predicted model, not a curated record. The coding region runs from base 1 to 954 and encodes 317 amino acids. Gene Ontology annotation, molecular function: DNA ligase activity; methionine adenosyltransferase regulator activity. The transcript is spliced from 4 exons. Lineage: Eukaryota; Fungi; Ascomycota; Sordariomycetes; Glomerellales; Glomerellaceae.
AUGGCGGGUAAAGAUGUGGUUGUGACCGGAGCCACUGGUCUCCUCGGAAGACAGGUAGCGCGGGCGUUUGACAUGAAGAGUUGGAACGUCAAGGGUACGGGAUACUCUCGCGCUGAUGGCGUCUCCGUCUUCAAAGUCGAACUCGGCAAGACCUCUGAUGUUGAAAAGUUUCUUGAUGAAUCCAAGCCUCAGGUAGUUGUGCACUGCGCCGCCCAGAGGUUCCCAGACAAAGUGGACAGCGACCCGGACGCCGCCCGCGCCCUCAACGUCGUGGCCACACGGUCUCUCGCCAAGCUCUGCGCCGCCCGCUCGACCUUGCUCAUCUACAUCUCGACCGACUACGUCUUCUCGGGAAAGCAAGGUGACGCCCCCUACGAGGCUGAAGCGGAGACGGGGCCGACGAACCUCUAUGGCCAGACCAAGCUGGACGGCGAGCGCGCCGUACUGGAGGAGUACAGGGCUGCCGGCCGCGCGGGGCUGGGUCUCGUCCUUCGUGUGCCUGUGCUGUACGGAAAGGCGGACACGCCGGCGGAGAGCGCAACCAAUGUUCUCAUGGACACGCUGUGGAAGACGCAGGACGGGGGCGCCAAGGUGAAGAUGGAUCACUGGGCGAUUCGGUACCCGACCAACACGGAGGAUAUUGGGCGCGUGUGUCAUGAUAUCGCCGAAAAGUACCUCGGGGCCGAGGACCGUAGCUCGUUCCCCAAGAUCCUGCAGUUUUCCAGCGAGGACAAGAUGACAAAGUACGAAAUUUGCCAAAAGUUUGCGGAUAUUAUGGAUCUCUCCAUGGACGGCAUCAUUGCGAACACGGAGGGCAACGACCCGAACGCGAGUGUCCAGCGGCCGUACGACUGUCAUCUUAGCACGCGGGCUCUCAAGGACCUGGGUAUUGAUGUGUCGACAAGUGACUUCAUCGGGUGGUGGAGGCGCGAAGUGCAUGCUUUCCGGCACUGA